Gadus morhua (Atlantic cod) is the source of this 3969-nucleotide messenger RNA. It is a transcript of the gene mysm1, whose product is annotated as Myb-like, SWIRM and MPN domains 1. The transcript has 21 exons. Lineage: Eukaryota; Metazoa; Chordata; Actinopteri; Gadiformes; Gadidae. Gene Ontology annotation, molecular function: metallopeptidase activity; protein binding. The record is from RefSeq and is a predicted model, not a curated record. Bases 799 to 3504 code for a protein of 901 amino acids.
GGACAAGAAGGAGGAGACCUGGGUCAUGUUAGCGGAGCGCAGACGAGGGGACAAGACGCCUGCUGGAAAAACUUAAAGGCAAAGGCAAAAAAGGACACGGCAGAAGAGAGGAGGGGGAUGUUUAAAACUGGCGGAGGACCACCACCAAUGAUUACGGACCCUCUAUCAAAGAAAAUCAUUGAUAUGAUCCCGCAGCAGAUUUCCCCCCUCCCUAACCCAUAAAACGAUGACGGCGCAGUAGAGAGGAAUACAGCGAGAGAAACUGAAACUGAGACUUGCAUUGUGCUGGACCUGAUAGAGCCAGUGGAGACGGAUGAUGGAAACCUGAAAGCAGAAGCAGCAUCACCAGUGAAUGCCCCUGCUGAAAAGCGCUCUAAGCUUGGCUAUCACCCGGAACUUCUUAGAUUGGAGACAGAAAGAUGCAUGAAUGUAUUAUAGCUAAACUAUGACGCUGUUUAGCUAUAACAUAUAGCUUUAGCUUUAUGUGCUUAACAUGUAGCUCACCAAUUAACAAGAUAUCUACACUCAAUUCAUGCGUUCAUUAGUCACAGAUUAUCAUUCAAUAGACUAGUUGAAUGAUAAUCAACUAGUCUAUAAAUUAAACUUCUCCCUGGCAUAAUGUAGCCUAUAACAAGCACUAUGUAGAAAAAUAUAAACGAUAAUCGGAAAGUCAAUAUUUGGACAGAUGUGUUCAAGUGCGGCUCAUGUUGGCGUCGAAUAGCUUGUGUAGACUAAAAAUAAGUAAAUGGCGCCAUCUUCUGGCGGAAUUGUAUGUUUAUUCAUUACUGAAUAUUAUUCAUGUCCACUGGGUGGCAGUGCUUGGAUCACUGUGUUCUACAUCUCUCAACGUCCUGUUUACGUUCUGAUCGAUCAAACAUGGCGGACGAGGUGGACGUUGACAUCGAAGGAGAUGAGUUUGAUGCCAGUGUUUGUGACCUGGAUGAAAACCGGCUUCUCCAGGACCAGUUCGUGCAGUCUGCAUGGAAGACCAAAACUGGGAUAUCGCCGUGGAAGCUUGACAGUUCCAUCAGUGUGGAGAAUCGAGAACUGAUCGAGAACAUGCUGUUGGAGGAACAAUAUUAUCUUACUGGCCAAGGGAUUCCGCAGAAUGCAUGGCCGACUGUCUCCAGCUCAAAACCUAAAGCUAAGCAGUCUCCAUCUAAGCCCUCAGGCACAGGUGCAUCGUCACGCUGGUCCCAACAAGAGAAGAGGUUUUUUGAAGAAGGAUUGACUCAAUUUGGUCGAAGGUGGACAAAGAUUGCCAAAUUGGUGGGCAGUCGCACCGUCCUUCAGGUCAAGAGCUACGCCAGACAAUACUUUAAGCAAAAGGGUAAAACCGAUUUGGAAGCCAUGGUGCCCCUUAUAGUCCAUGAGGCGAAAAUGCAUCUCCCACAGCCCAGCUCCAGCUCUAUAUUACCAUCCGCUCUGGUCAACGCUGUUCGUAUCGAGAAGCUCUCAGAUGAUGAGGACGAAGAGGUGGACAUUACCGAUGAUCUGAGUGACGAAGGAAUCUCACCCAAAAAGCCCCAAGUGGAGGACAAGCUAGAGUCCUACGUGGCAGCACACGAUGUAGAGGCAGAGAUGGAUAGCCAGACCGACAGAUUUAGCCGACAAGAGAGAAGCCUAAAGAAGAGCGAAGGGGGAAAGGCUGAGAACCACAGUGAAAGAGCCUUAAAGGAAGACGGUUCUAGUCAUGUGGAUUCAGCGCCCGCCUACUGGUCAGAGGGGGCCCGGCUGAAAGAGGAUGGGGAAGAUGUCUCCAUCUCUCUGAAUAAACCCCAGUUGGGCGAAGGAAGGUCCUGGUCUGAGAGCUCAGAGGGAAGGUCUGGACCCGAGGGAGCCUACAGUGAGACAGCAGAAGGCAGUGACAACAGGGUUGGCAAGAGUCCAACUGAUGGAGCAGAUGAAUACCAGGAGGAGGAGGAGGAGGAGGAGAGGGAGGAGGAGGAUGAGGAGCUGAAUGCCCCAGAACAGGAGAUUCAUCUGGACAUGGAGAGCAUCACCGAUGACGAGAAACAAGCUAUCCCCGAGUUCUUUGAGGGACGUCCAUCCAAGACGCCGGAUAGAUACCUGAAGAUAAGAAACUACAUCCUGGAUCAGUGGAUGAAGAGCAAGCCAAAGUACCUAAACAAGACUUCUGUAAGGCCAGGCCUCAAAAACUGCGGGGACGUCAACUGCAUCGGCCGUGUGCAUACAUACCUGGAACUGAUCGGAGCCAUUAACUUCAACUGUGAGCAGGCUGUGUAUAACCGGCCCCGGGUGAUAGAUCGCUCAAGGCAUAAGGAGGGUAAGGAUGCCUCGGAGGCCUACCAGCUGGCCCAGAGACUACAGAGCAUGCGGACCCGCAAGCGGCGUGUGCGGGACCUAUUAGGGAACUGGUGUGACUCGAGGGACUUGGAGGGGCAGACAUAUGAGCAUCUGAGUGCUGGGGAGCUGGCCCUUCGCAGGGAGGAGAUGAAGAGACAGCCCAAACCCUGCAAGAUUGCCCGACAUAAAGAAUCCUUCGAUCCGUUCCAGUUGAUUAUGUGCAAGUCUUUCGGGGAAGAUGUUAAGGAGCCGUUCCGGGUAAUGGUGUGCUCAGAGGCUCUCCUCAUCAUGGACAUGCAUGCCCAUGUGUCCAGGGGAGAGGUCAUUGGACUACUGGGAGGAACUUUCAAUCAAAAAGACAAAGUCCUUAAGAUCAGUGUGGCCGAGCCAUGCAACAGCGUGAGCACAGGCAUGCAGUGUGAGAUGGACCCGCUGUCCCAGACGCAUGCGUGUGAGGCGCUGUCAAUGCUAGGGUACAGUGUGGUGGGCUGGUACCACUCGCACCCAACCUUUCACCCCAACCCCUCGCUACGGGACAUCCACACACAGGACCAGUUCCAGAGCUACUUUUCCCGAGGUGGUGCUCCAUUCAUAGGUAUGAUCGUGAGCCCCUACAACCCUUCCAACGCUUCGCCACAUUCACAGACCACCUGCCUUCUAGUGAAAGAGCACCAGGAAUCAUCCGGCUGUCAGAAGCUGCCCUACAGAUUUGACUUCCUGCCAUCCCAGGACAUUCCAGACUGGGAGCAGCUAAUGAAAAGAUCUCAGUGGAUCAUAAGAAAAUAUUCCCAAGCACAUGGAAUUGUGCAUAUGGACAGGUUCUUCCGGAGGGAUUCCCACCUCACCUGUCUAGAAAAGAUGCUGUCGUCCCUGGCCAGAUACCUGGAGCCCCUGCCCGACGAUGAGGGAGACCCCUUCCUCACCCAGAUCCAGGCUCUGUUCCAGUCUGACUUCAUCCCCAAGCAGGUGGAUGAGCACCAGGAGGAGGAAGAUGGCAAAAACUUUGACUCCCCUUGCGAUCACGAUCAGCCAAACAGCACAGAGCAUCCGGGAAGGGGCUUGGAGUCUAUUGGCUCAGGCAGUGGUGCAGAAUGGGAAGUGGAGUCCCCACCGCAGACUGCAAACUCAGGGACUGAAAGUAGUCCUGUGUUACAUCUUGGCUCAGUGUUAUUAACUGGUCAUGAUUAUUUACUGUGAUAUGUCUGAGAGGUUAAAUCCUUUUAGAUUUAACCUCAAUAGAAGGUGAGAGAUUUGUUAUGGAGCCUGGUUUAACGUAGUUGAUUGUAAAGUGCUUUUAUUUCUUUGACAAUCUUAGUCGAACUGAUACGCUGAUAUAAUGGACCAUUGAGCAAUGUGAAACUAAAGGUUUAGGCAGUAUGCAUGUAAUUUGUCUAUGUAUUUUUAAAGAAAGGUAAUAUAGUUAGACCUCUUUGUAUAAAAAUUAAUGUAUUUGCUAUUCAUGGUUUUAUUUGUUGUGUAUAUUACUUAUUUAGAUAAAUUACAAUACAUCUGAAAAAAAUAGGGGAAAGAAACUAUGAUAGGCUAGUCAAGUUGUGUUAGGUGAUGCUUGUCAACCCUUAUAAGGUGUUCGGGUCUGUGGGACCCGUUUUCAGUUUUUAGCUUUAUAAAAGUGAUACAAAUAAUUAUUUUUUUGAACUAAGA